CUAAAUAUAUAAAGUGUUAAAAGUGUGUCAGAUGUAGUCACCUCCUGUGGACCUGUGUGCAGUGACCAUGGUUUACAAGGCUCUUUGUCUGGCGCUUCUCGUCUGUGCUGCUUCGGCAGCACCUGAGAGCAGACUAGUCGGUGGUACUCCGACCACAAUCGAGGAGUUCCCGUACAUAGUGUCGCUCGCAUACCACUACCCUGGGGCUGGUAUUACCGUGCAACGCUGUGUCGGUGGUCUGAUCUCCUCCUGGCAUGUGCUCACUACCGCCUUCUGCUUCACUGGUGCCAACCUUGGCAACUUCCAGGUGCGCGCCGGUUCCACCAACAGCCUGUCUGGCGGAUCUGUGACCACUAUCCGGGAAGUUACCAAGCACCCCGACUACCAGGAGAGUCCCGUCGCCAAUGAUGUCGCUAUCGUCCUUCUGCAGACUCCCUUCGCCAUCACCAACAACAUCAAUAUCCUCUUCCUUCCCCCACAGAACACCUACAUCCCUAAUGGACAGUCUGUCAAAGUUGUUAGCUGGGGAUUCGAAAGUUUGACUGGACCUCAACUGCAAACACUUAAGAAAGUGUACCUCAAGAAAGUACCUUUGGACGAAUGCGCGGCUGGCUUCGAAAACGUCGGCAACGUAGCCGUGAGCGACUCUGUGAUCUGCGCCUCCGAGGAGGGUGCUGUGGGUACUUGUCGCGGUGACUCCGGUGCUCCGAUGGUCAUCGACCAGGUGGUUGUUGGUAUCUCUUCAUAUUUCCAUGAAUGUGGUGAUGACCUUCCUGAUGUGUUCACGAGGAUCGACCGCUUCACCGACUGGAUCGUGUCCACCGCGACCGCACCUAAUGAUGAUGACGUCACGCCCGUCAGAGUCAAGUCUGUCGACUACUAAAGAACUGAUAUUUAAGUCUCCCUUUGAUAAGGUUUUAAAUUAAAUUUA
Molecule: messenger RNA, 931 nt
Organism: Papilio polytes (common Mormon)
Lineage: Eukaryota; Metazoa; Arthropoda; Insecta; Lepidoptera; Papilionidae
Product: trypsin, alkaline B-like
Exons: 5
Coding region: 68-883 (271 amino acids)
Biological process (GO): proteolysis
Molecular function (GO): serine-type endopeptidase activity
Source: RefSeq, a predicted model, not a curated record